This is a messenger RNA of Ostrinia furnacalis (Asian corn borer), 1381 nucleotides long. Its product is annotated as ubiquitin-like protein 7. Lineage: Eukaryota; Metazoa; Arthropoda; Insecta; Lepidoptera; Crambidae. Gene Ontology annotation, molecular function: polyubiquitin modification-dependent protein binding. The coding region runs from base 85 to 1236 and encodes 383 amino acids. Gene Ontology annotation, cellular component: cytosol. Gene Ontology annotation, biological process: ubiquitin-dependent protein catabolic process. The transcript is spliced from 8 exons. The record is from RefSeq and is a predicted model, not a curated record.
UUGUCAUCAAACAGUGACACUCAGUUUUCAUUUCAAGUUUUUUGAAAUUCAGAAAAAUAUUUUUACAUAGCUUUAAUUAAAAACAUGGAUGGAUCUAUGUGCGUAUUUUUGGGCAUUAAAGUAAAACCAGGACCCAUUGAGCGUCAUAAACUUGAAAACUUCAGCUUGGAUAAUACUGUGGGACUUCUUAGAUCGGAAGCAGAGAAAAAGGCUAAUGUUCCGUCUACGUCGUUGGAGCUAAUACACCACGGGAAAAUCUUAAAAGAUGACGCUACGCUGCUAGAUAGUGGCGUAAAGAAUGGUGAGAUGGUACAUGUAGUGAAGAGGAAGUUUCAGGCUGCGCCACCCCCGCCGCCGUCCUAUUCCGAUUCAGAGUUACAGCAGCUGAACACAUCUCUGAGGACCUUAGGCUGUACGCCUAAUGCUCCUGGGUGGACCAGAGCUAUGCAGCUCCUGAAUGAUGAGAAUGCCAUGGCAGAGAUAUCAGAGAGCGUACCGUCUCUGGUUGAGGACUGUUCGACGUUGUCCAUUCUUCACGAAGUGGAACUACUGGCAGCGCUCGGAGCCAACGUGCAGACAAUGCGACGUGGUGCCAAUGCACACCCAGGGCUUCCCAACGCAUUGCGGACACUCAUGCGCCUUGUGCGCUCUAGCUCCAGUGCUUCCGGGACAAUUGAUGUUCCAACUUCUGGAUUUGCAUAUUCCCUGGAAGCACUGUCAGAAGACGAGGAUGCUGAUGAGGAGGAAACGGAAGAAGGAGCAGCCGAGAGGAACCCCAUCACACAGGAACAACUAGCUGCUGCUUUGCAGGCGGCGACAGAGGCGGUGUCGGGGUCGCGUAGUGGCGCUGGCGGCCAGGACAGCCUCCUUCGGCUGCUGGCGGCAGCUGACGACUCAACGCGCAGCACCGAAGCCAGCACGCCUACUACCGCUGGUGCUAGCCGAUCGAUGAUAACUCCGGAGAUGUUUAGCGAGGCGAUAUCAGAGGCCAUAACGCGCGCAGGCAGCACUAGGAAUUCUACAUCUGCCAGCACUCCUAUGGACCAAGGCUCAGCUUCAGCAGGGUCAUCCUCAACCCUCAUUUCCAGGGAAGAGGACUUUGCGCCUCAACUGCAACACAUGCACGAAAUGGGACUGGUAGACGAUGCGCUCAAUGUGCGGGCUUUGCUUAUAUGCUCAGGUGAUGUAAACGCCGCCAUUAACCUGGUAUUCAGUGGAGCUAUUGGAGACGAUUGAAAAGGAUUUACAAGAAAUAAAUGACAAAACUUCUUUAGUCACUAUUUUAGAAGUUAAACUAACCUUGAUUGAGUAAUGUAUUGAUUUGCUUAAUGCAUUCAGUUAAUUAAGAUUUUGUAAUAAGUAUAUUUUAAUAAAACUCAUA